Molecule: messenger RNA, 3529 nt
Organism: Tripterygium wilfordii
Lineage: Eukaryota; Viridiplantae; Streptophyta; Magnoliopsida; Celastrales; Celastraceae
Exons: 6
Coding region: 1-3066 (1021 amino acids)
Source: RefSeq, a predicted model, not a curated record
AUGCACUUAGAAAACGCAAGAUAUGAGGGGUUUAAGGGCGUGCUCGGAGGAACCUCCCCGAUUCUCAAAUCACGUCCCAACUUGGGGAAAAACGAGGGUCCCGCCUUGUCUGACUUGGCAAAUGGUGAGGCCCAUGUUGGACCAACACCGAAGCCUUUAAAAUCUGCCCCGAAGCGUCUUGAGCGCGAAAACGGCGAAGCUCCCCAAAAUCUCUUUUUCUUCUUCUCCUCCCCAGAGUCUAGUAGCAGUGGUAAGACUCUUGCGAGUUCCGACUUUCUAAUUCUGAUUUCAGUAUCCGAUCAUAGAAGUGAUCAAAUGAUGGAAGGAGAUGAAACCAAGAAUCAAGAAGAUAAAUUGCCCCAUCCGUCUUCCCCAGUACGAAAACUUGAACAAUUUGGAACCUUCAGCGUAAAUAAUGAAGUUCCUCAUGGUACUGGAAGUCUCUUUGAUGACAAUGAUGCUGGAGAUAUCAAAAUGCAUUUAAAUAAUGUGCCACCAAUGCUUCCUGCUUCUCCUUCUGUUAACAUGCUUGGAAUGAGUCAAUCUCAUAAUCAGGGCAUUCCAUUAACUGAUGUCUCCCAAUUCAAUAGUUCACAGAUGCCUUGGAUCAUCCGUGAUUCCUUAGUUUCACCAGAUUCAAAAUUUCCAUUUGCUCAAGCAAGCAUGAAUGAAUUUGGUCAAUAUCCUAUUCUUGAGGACUUACCGGUUGCUUCAAAUUUGGAGAAUUCUUUCGACCAUGUUCAUCAUCUUGAGAAGCCUCCUACUGGCACAAUGUCUAUAGGUCCGAAAGAUAAAUUUGCUGGAGACAUACAAAUUGAUAGUGUGGAUGGAGAAGCAAUUGGCAGUGAAAUUCAUGGGUCUCAGUUUGUAGGUAACAUCAAGAGGCAAGGAGUAAAAACAGCUGUGUCACGUCCCCCACCUUGGGCUGGUGCAGUUCAUUCUAAGAAUCCUGAAAAGCUUGAUGGGAGUUACCUGAAACUUGGAGUUGGAGGUCGUUUAGAGGCCAGAUCUGAGUCCCAUUUUUCCUGUGAGGAUAAUCCUCAUAAAUAUAUGAGUCCAGUUCUUCCUGAACAAAAUGCUUCCCUUGCUCAAAUAACCAAAAGAAGUUCUUUGAAUCCUGGUUUCAACAAGACUGCUGGCUUUUCUAGUCUUCCCAAUAGUGCUGAUGUGCCUUCUAGUUUCCCGAACAAUGCAGGUGUAUAUCCUAGCCUAGAACAGAAUGUGAAUGAGGUUUUGUGUGUAGCAGAUAAUGCAGGCACACUUCCUAGUCUACCGCAGAAUAUGGAUGGUUGGACCUUGUCUAGUAAUGAUUUUGGAAUGCCCUUUGAUGAGGGCACAGGGUUUGGUUGGGAUCCAUCACUUACAAGUCAUAUGCUGCCAACUGAUGUGCAAUUUCAAUAUCCUAUGCCAAGCAGUUAUGCAAGAUAUGCAGUUGCAGAUCAUACUGAAGAUUUUGGAGAUCUGCCAGCUGCAGCUUUGACACCACAUAGUGGGGUCGGCCACGAUGGAAGGUCUACUGGAAUUGGGUUGCCAUCGUCUUCUUUGGUUAUGAGAAUUGCUUCUCAAUUGGAUUCUGGUCCGCUGCAGAAUUGUAAUGUGGGUACUUUUCACAACUUACCAUCGGAGCCUCUUGUGGUUUCUCCUUCUGUUGCAGUUAUGGGAAGCAAUAACAAGCGGCGUAGGUCAGGGCAUGUUAGACAACCUCAAGCCCUUGGUCUACUUCAGUCUGCCCUUAGAGUUACUAAUACCUCUGGUCAAGAAAUGCCAACAAAUAAUGGUAGUGGACCUGCUCAUGAUUCCAAGGUUCUUGUUCCACCAUUGCUUAAGAGAAGCAUAUCCCAAAACCGUCUAGCAACUCCCCAGGUUCAGCAUGGGCCGAUCAGCUUCCCAAAGCCAUCCUCUGAUCCGUCUACUCCAGGUACAGUCAAAACUGUUCCACUUCCUUCACCAUUAGCUCAUACCAGGCCCUAUCCUGGAUUGGUAGCCCAUCAUGCUUGUCGUGCAUCCAUGCCUACUAGCCCUACUCAAAGUCCACAUAUAAAAUGGUCAGGUAUGUCUCCCAAGGUUCAGCAUAGGGGGAUCACCUUCCCUAAGGCUUCCGGUUAUCCGACUACUCAAGAUGCGGUCAAUACCGUUCCACUUUAUUCACCUUUAGCUCAUACUGGGCCCUCUCCCACAUCAGUAGGCCAGCCUGCUCCUCAUGCAUCCAUGCCUAGCCCGACUCAAACUCCACAUAUGAAAUGGCGAGGUAUCUCUCCCCAGGUUCAGCAUCGGGGGAUCAGUUUCCCUAAUCCUUCCAGUUAUCCAACUACUCCAGAUGUGGUCAAAACUGUUCCUCUUCCUUCACCUGCAGGUCAUACUGAUCCCUUUCCCGCAUUUGUCGCCCAGCUUGCUCCUCAUGCAUCCAUGACAGGCCCUACUCAAUGUCCACAUAUAAACGGGCAAGAUAUCUCACCCCAGGUCCAGCAAAGGAUGAUCAGCUUCUCUAAGCUUUCCAGUCAUCCAUCUACUCCAGAUGCGGUAAAACCUGUUCCACUUCCUUCACCGUCAAUUCAUACUGGGCAUUCUCCUACAUUUGUAGCCCAGCAUGCUCCUCAUGUAUCCAUGCCAGGCCCUAUUCAAAGUCCACAUAUAAACAGGCAAGGAAUCUGUCCCCAGGCUCUGCAAAGGAUGAUCAGCUUCUCUAAGCCUUCCAGUCACCCAUCUGCUGCAGAUGCAGUUAAAACUGUUCCACUUCCUUCACCUUUAGCUCAGACUGGGCCCUCUCCCUCGUUGGUAGCCCAGCCGGCUCCUCGCACAUCCAUGCGUAGCCCUCCUCAAAUUCCACAUAUAAAAUGGAAAGGUUUGUGUAACACUACUACUCCACCAAGUGGAAAGAACUGUCCACUAUGUAAGCGAGAUCUCUCAUACACACCCGAGGGCCCUGUAUUCCAGCCAACAAAUCCACCGUUUGUUGCUUGUUUGCCAUGCGGCCACAUGUUUCACGAUCACUGCUUGAAUCUCAUUACCCCGGCAGACAUGGGGAAAGAUCCUCCAUGCAUUCCUUGUGCCAUUGGUGAGAGUUAGAUAUCCUGAUGCUUAUUCCUCUUCUGAUCAGUUUUGGAAUUCAAUUGUUUCAGAGUGAAUUCUGGUUAGUUUUUGCUUAAUACAUGUGCAAAGAAUGAAUGAAAAUUCUAGACAACAGUGACAAAACUGAGUAGGCAACAAUGAACAUGAUCAGUAGGGGGGGUACUUAGAGUGGUUUUGAUUGUAUGAAAUACCAACGAUUCAUUCUGCUAAAUGUAGGGUACAUUCUUUUUGAAAUGGAAGUUGAUGAUCCCAACAUCUAAUCUUCUGCAAAUGCCAAAUAGGGAUUGUUUAUGAAGAUUAAUAUAAGUAUUUUCCGACUACUCUUUUUUUUUUUUUUUUUUCAAAACACCAAACAUGUUCUUCAUAUAGUUGAGUGGGCGUAAACUUCGACCUAUAAAAACAGUCUGCACUAACCUGACUAUAGGUAAGAUUGAGUUGAAGCCCAUGCGGGAGAAAUGGG